AUGACUACAAAAUACUUCUACUUGAUGCGGGUAGUGCCGGUUUCAGCAACGAAAACCUCGAUGCAGUAUGAAGUCUAUAGGCAUAAAGACGCGACGGAUGAGGAGUUUAACGAGGUGGAUGCGUUCUUCAAACAAGUCGAAUCUGAAGACAAAGGUCUAUGCAAUGUUGCACAAAGGAAUCUCAAUGCGGGAGUCUACGUCACAGGUGAUUUGAACUCGUUCAAUGAGAAGGGAGUGCUCUACUUUCAAAAGCUCCUCAAAGACGCGGUUGUCGCACACCGUGAGGAGGAGAAAAAGCCUGGUGAUGAGAUAUGGCCCUCCAGGCGGAUGGCGGCCCAGACUGGAAUCCAGGAAGAGAUUGAAUUUUGUAAGGAUCUGUGUAAUUCUUAUGCUAAAGAGGUCGAGUGGUGA
This is a messenger RNA of Thyridium curvatum, 411 nucleotides long. RefSeq lists its product as uncharacterized. Bases 1 to 411 code for a protein of 136 amino acids. Lineage: Eukaryota; Fungi; Ascomycota; Sordariomycetes; Thyridiales; Thyridiaceae. The record is from RefSeq and is a predicted model, not a curated record. Gene Ontology annotation, molecular function: iron ion binding; 2 iron, 2 sulfur cluster binding. The transcript is spliced from 2 exons.